AUGAAAAUUGGUUCGUUUUUUACAGGGCUGGUGAUAUAUUCGUCAGUUUCACUAAGUUUCUCAAUUUCGCAUUUCUUUGAUAGUAAGGUCCUAAAGCCCUUCUUCAAUGAUCUGCAAGACAUUCAUAGAAAAUUGGAUGACUCGUUCAAUAUUUUAACGGACCCAAUUUAUGAUGACUACUCGGUUCGUAUUAAAGAAGUAGAUCCAGCAAAGCUGGGUAUUGACUCGGUAAAACAAUGGUCUGGCUACUUGGAUUAUAAAGACUCCAAGCACUUCUUUUAUUGGUACUUUGAGAGCAGGAAUGAUCCUGUAAACGACCCGGUGAUAUUAUGGUUGAAUGGAGGUCCAGGUUGCUCAUCACUCACAGGCUUAUUCUUCGAAUUAGGUCCUUCAUCAAUUGGCCCCGAUUUAAAACCAAUUUAUAAUCCUUACUCGUGGAACAGGAAUGCUUCUAUCAUAUUUUUGGAGCAGCCCCUUGGCGUAGGUUUUUCGUAUGGUGAUAAGAAGGUAUCGUCUACUGAAGUGGCGGGGAAGGACGUAUAUGUUUUCCUUGAGCUGUUUUUCCAAAAAUUUCCACAUUUGAGAGCUAACGACUUUCAUAUAGCUGGAGAGUCAUAUGCUGGUCAUUACAUCCCUCAAAUAGCACAUGAAAUCGCGAUAAAUCAUUAUGGAAUUGCCUCUUUCAAUUUAUCUUCUGUCUUAAUUGGCAACGGAUUAACCGAUACUUUGGUGCAGUACGCUUACUAUUCGAAAAUGGCAUGCGGAGAAGGUGGAUAUCCAUCCGUUUUGACCCCAGAAAAAUGCCAAGAAAUGGAAGACUCGCUACCUUUAUGUCUUGGGCUUACUGAAGAGUGCUACGAUACAAGACAAACCUUUGUGUGCAUAGCGGCUAGUACCUAUUGUACCUCCCAUCUAUAUGGUCCUUACAGAGAAACGGGACUAAACAUGUACGACAUCCGCCGAAAAUGCGAAGAAUCAGAUAAUGGUCUUUGUUAUAAGGGCCUAGACUAUGUUACAGAGUACUUGAAUCAACGCUAUGUACAAGAUGCCCUUGGUUCAGAUGUUCAUUCUUAUGUUGGUUGUAGCAAAGAUGUGAGUUCCAGUUUUGCUCUGACCGGUGAUCAUACAAAGCCUUUUCAACAAUUUGUUGCGGAACUAGCUGAUAGGGAUAUACCCGUCUUAUUGUAUUCUGGUGAUAAAGACUACAUUUGUAAUUGGCUGGGCAAUCAUGCUUGGUCUGAUGAGCUGGAGUGGAAGAGCAAGGACGAAUUCAAAAGUGAAAAAUUGAAACCAUGGAUAAGCGAGCAAACGGGUGAAUCUAGUGGUGAAGUCAAAAACUAUGGUUCUUUGACGUUUUUGAGAGUUUAUGAUGCUGGCCACAUGGUACCAUACGAUCAGCCAGAAGCUAGUUUGGAGAUGCUUAACACUUGGAUCAGUGGUGACUAUUCUUUUGGUUAUUAA
Lachancea fermentati is the source of this 1461-nucleotide messenger RNA. The record is from the annotation of a GenBank genome assembly. Lineage: Eukaryota; Fungi; Ascomycota; Saccharomycetes; Saccharomycetales; Saccharomycetaceae.